Trichoderma aggressivum f. europaeum is the source of this 927-nucleotide messenger RNA. RefSeq lists its product as uncharacterized. Gene Ontology annotation, cellular component: endoplasmic reticulum membrane. NCBI's taxonomy places the organism in Eukaryota, Fungi, Ascomycota, Sordariomycetes, Hypocreales, Hypocreaceae. The record is from RefSeq and is a predicted model, not a curated record. Gene Ontology annotation, molecular function: metalloendopeptidase activity. The coding region runs from base 1 to 927 and encodes 308 amino acids. The transcript is spliced from 3 exons. Gene Ontology annotation, biological process: CAAX-box protein processing.
AUGGAUCCUCCGUCACCAGGUGCUCUCAGCCAGCCCCAGGCGUUUGGCCUCUUGGCGGCGUACACCCUCGUCUAUGUGCUCCCUCUCUAUGCGUCUUCGCAGACAAGAGCUGCCCCUGGCAAGUCAAGAGACGCUCCCGAGGCCAUUCGCGCCAGGAUAUUCGUCGUCUCACUGGCUACCACCGCGUGCUCUCUCGUUACGUUUCUGCUCUUGCCCUAUGUCUGCACCUCAGCGGCCGCCACCAGCUGUAGCCCGCUGCAUCUGAUGGGCUAUUGGCCGCUUGGCCUGGUCGAGACGCUCAAAAGCUGUCUUCUGACGGGCCUGCUCUUUGCCGCACCCCUUUACGAGUGCCUCAUCGUUGACGGCGUCUGGCGAGAAUGGGCUUCCGGUCUUCAGCCUCUCCGGGAAAUCUGGGCUGAAUGGCCCACCUGGCGAAACCUGGUUGCUGGCCCCAUCACCGAAGAAUGUCUAUUCCGCUCCGCCGCCAUCCCACUGCUCCUGGUGGCAGGGUCUAGCAUCAGCAGAAUCAUCUUCCUAUCUCCCGUUGUCUUUGGCCUUGCUCACCUUCACCACUUUUACGAAUUUCGCAUUACCCACCCGCAAACGCCCCUGGUGGCUGCCAUUGCCCGCUCUGUUCUGCAGUUUUCGUAUACUUCCCUCUUCGGAGCCUACGCAAACUUUGUCUUUCUGCGGACCGGAUCUCUUCUUGCCGUCAUUCUGGUCCACACAUUCUGCAACUCCAUGGGCUUGCCUCGCGUUUGGGGCGCUGUCCAGCCGUAUUGGCUUGCCGAAGCUGACUCUUCGCGUCCGAGACACACGUUCUUGUGGUCUGGGAUUUAUUACGUGCUGCUCAUUGGUGGCUCAGUUGCGUGGUGGAAGAACUUUUAUCCUCUAACUGAGUCGCCUAUUGCUCUGGCAGUAUUCUAG